GUACCGAUCUCGCCCAUCCGAGUGGACAAGGACCUCCUGCUGCAAGUGGUGCGCGUCAAGGUGAAGACGCUGAUCCGCAACGCCAAGCUGCGCGAGCAGGGGCUGGAGCAGCAACCGGGCAAGACGCACGACCCGCAGUGCACCGCCGAGAGACUUGAGCGCCUGGUGCCAGUCAUCGAGCAGCGCUGGCUGCAGGAUCUCAUGAAGGGCGACGAGCCCCGGUACGGCUUCGACGAGGUCGUCAAGGUCUUUCAGGACAUUGUUCACAGCGACUCG
Molecule: messenger RNA, 276 nt
Organism: Phytophthora sojae
Lineage: Eukaryota; Oomycota; Peronosporomycetes; Peronosporales; Peronosporaceae
Exons: 1
Source: RefSeq, a predicted model, not a curated record